GGAUAGGCUCAAAGACUUACCAGAUGACCCUAAUAAUGAAUUGAUGAUUCCCGAAGACCCUGAAUGUAAGAAGGAAGCUCCUUGUCAGAAACUGGAAGAUCAAAGGGAUUUUUUGAACCAUUGCCUGUGAAGCAAGGGGAAGAAGCACAUUAGUACACCUGUUCCACAUGAUUCAUACUCCGUUCUUUCUGUGAGCAGUUCUGGGAAGUAUGUUGACCAGUUUGAUGAAACAGACCCAAAAGAAUCAAGGCUGAUGUCAACAUUCUUCAACACACUCUUGCAGUCUUGCUUGCAGUGUGCCUUGGUGGUGCUGUCAGCUUAACCUUCAUUGUGUGGAUACAAAUCCAUAAAGGAUGGGAUUGGGGAUUUGGGAUUGGCACCAUUGCUAUGUUACUUGGCAUCAUUAUCUUUGCUGUUGCAUUGCCACUAUACAGAAUUCAUCCUGCUAAAGGAACAAGUGCUUUACUUGAGAUCGUGCAGGUCUAUGUUGCUGCAAUCCGGAAUAGAAGACUUACCAUUCCUGAAGAUCCUGCAGAACUAUAUGCGAUUGAGCAGGACAGGGAAGCUACUUUGGAAACAGAGUUUCUACCUCAUAGAGAUAUUUACAGCCUUAAGUAUGGGCUGAACAUUCUACAGGGCAUUGAAGGUGAAAACAAGAAUUCAAAGAAAUCGCUGAAGGAUUUAGUUACUGAACAUGAAUUUGAGAAAAACUGCUUGAUGUGAAUUCUCCAAGUGAUAUUGGGUCACUUUUGAUGAUAUUAGGGCUUUAGAAAAUGUGAAAGACACCUUGAAGGAGUUGGUCAUGCUUCCUCUACAGACAAUGCUUGCGAAGGAGACAAAAGGAGAAAAGAUUGAAGAUGGGGUUGGGAGUUCCUGCUCUUCCAUUUACCUUUGUGGCUCACCUUCUAGCAAUGGCUGCUAUUGUCAUGGUCUGGCUUUAGAUCAUACACUUCAGGGGUGGCUUUUUUCUCCUACCAUUACAUUGAUGAAGUAGUAGCUGAACUGAUUUGGGACUGGGUUUAGUUUUUAAUACAAUCAUUUAUAUAUAACACAAGAUAAUCAUAUAAUAUUACACAAGUUGAAGUUACUAAUCUAUAUUAAGCCCUUAUAUAUCUUAUAUUUGUGACUAUUAUUAUAUAUAAAUUGUCAAUAUAUAGUUAGUGAAUUACCCCUAACUUACGUAUUCCUUUUUCUUGA
This is a messenger RNA of Arachis ipaensis, 1197 nucleotides long. The record is from RefSeq and is a predicted model, not a curated record. Lineage: Eukaryota; Viridiplantae; Streptophyta; Magnoliopsida; Fabales; Fabaceae.